Molecule: messenger RNA, 645 nt
Organism: Momordica charantia (bitter melon)
Lineage: Eukaryota; Viridiplantae; Streptophyta; Magnoliopsida; Cucurbitales; Cucurbitaceae
Product: indole-3-acetic acid-induced protein ARG7
Biological process (GO): response to auxin
Source: RefSeq, a predicted model, not a curated record
UUUCCCUAUAUAAACCCCUCCCCCCUCCUCACUUUUCUUUCGGAAAAAACCCAAAAGUUAAAAUCUGGAGCUGAGGCGGCUGGCCAUGGAGGGCAUGAAGAAAAAGUUGAGCAAGUAUGUGAGUUUCAAGGGCUUGGCCCGGACCCGAUCGGUGGACCCGAUGGCGAGGAAGAGCAGAUCGUGGAACAGCGGCUCCAAAUACAAGCACCCGGUGGCUCCAUACGGGUGCUUCGCCGUCUACGUGGGACCCGACAAGCAACGGUUCGUGGUCAGAACGGAGUUCGCCAAUCAUCCCUUGUUUCAGAUGCUUCUAGAAGAUGCUGAGCUGGAAUACGGUUACAACAGCCAAGGCCCAAUAUUGCUUCCUUGCGAGGUGGGUUUGUUCUACCAGGUGCUGGCGGAGAUGGACGCCGGCGAUGAUCGGCUCGGCGACGGCGGCCAUUGGACGUCCGGCGACGGUGGUGGUUUAAUUACUUGCAGUCCGCUCCGGCUCACCACGUGCGCCAGUAGACAGGCCGGCUAUAGCCUGCUGAGUCCCUCCUCCAUGCUUAAAUUAAAUGGUCUUUGACUCAGUACAUAGAUAUUUACAAAUAUAAAUAUAAAUAUCUUUAUUUUUCUCUCUCUCUUUAUAUAUAUAAAAUGAUA